UGAAUAAAAAUAGGUGCAUUAAAGGACAGAUUCAGCCAGUUUAAGACGCUACAUAAACACAUGCGCGUAGAGGAUUUUCAACGCAGUAUUCGUGGGGGAUAUAAUAUUACAGACAUAUACCUGGACUCGGAAGACAAAUUAGACAUACACAGACAUAUACCUGAACUUCAACGUCUUGGAACAUAAAUGGAUCGUCCUUUUGCACAGAUCUAAAAGGAUCUCAAAAAACAAGGACGUGCGGGCGUUUUAACCCAUGUUUAUCUGGUGUCAACGCCAAUGUGAACAACUUAUAGGGAUCUAUGUAACACAAUGAAGACAACGCUGUGAGCAGUAUACAAAUUAUUUUAUUACAUUAUAUUAUAUUACUAUCAGGCAACAUGAAAGUCGUAAGCCUAUUAAUUGGGACACCAAUCCUCGCUUUUACAGGUGUGACGUCACAUCUCCUGUAUCACCUCAGAUAUGCCCCGAAGAAGGCCAUGCCUGCGCCUAAUUGGGAUGUCAGCGAGAGUGAGAGAGAGACAGUGGUGAAAAAUAGAGAAGGACUUCUCAAAGGCAUACAGGAAGUUUACGCCGCCACCGCCACUGUUGACAGCUUGAAACAUGUCAGUGAUGACGUCAUAUUUGAGGACCCCGUCGUGAAGUUUUACGGGAAACGCGAGUUGUCUUGCGUGAUUCCGAUCAUGAAGAAAUCGCUGAAAGCUAGCUCAGCAACACAGACAGUAGAGAAAUUUCAGACCGUUCAUGGAGAAAAUGAAAUGUACGUGGAUAUGUGCGUAAAAUUUACCCUGGGAAGCCGUAGCUUUACUUUGCCUUCAUUAGUGUCGAUUAUGCUGAGGAAAAAAGCAACGGGUGAAGGGGAGGAAGUGGUCCACAUGACAGAGGAAUAUCUAUGGAAACCGCUCCUGAACAGAGACAGUUCCCUCAUAUUGGGGGCAUGCCAUGCUGCUAUGAAAAGGUUCAACGGCAUUAUCUGUGCCAAACUGUUUAAAUAUAAAGAAUGAGUAAUUUGACAAAGAGAAAGGUAUUUUUGUUAACGUGUAUUGUAUUAUUAAUGCCUUAAUUUGCUUAUCUAUUUAUUUAUUUCCAAAAUUACUUGUACUCCAUUAUUAUGUAUCUUAGUAUUAAUGUAUAUGAAAGCAAUGAGUUCGCAAUACCGAGUUUCGACAUAUUAGUCUCUUUGACGGUUUUAAAA
Messenger RNA from Lingula anatina, 1192 nucleotides. RefSeq lists its product as uncharacterized. NCBI's taxonomy places the organism in Eukaryota, Metazoa, Brachiopoda, Lingulata, Lingulida, Lingulidae. The record is from RefSeq and is a predicted model, not a curated record.